CAGCCGGGGGAGCGGCGCGGCGGGGGGACCCGGGCGGGCCGCCAUGGCGUCGCCCCCGCUGGCCGCCGGCAGCGGCGGAGGAGAGAGCUCGGGCUCCGAGGAGCCGGGGACGGCCCCGCCGGGCCGAGACCUGCCCGCCCUCUUCGAGCAGGCGGCCGAGCGGCUGCCGGCGCUGCUGCCCGCCGCCAGCAAGGAGCAGCUGCUCUACCUGUACGCCCGCUACAAGCAGGUGAAAUUUGGAACCUGUAACACUCCCAAGCCAGGCUUCUUUGAUUUUGAGGGAAAACAGAAAUGGGAGGCUUGGAAAGCCCUGGGAGACACCAGCCCUCAUCAAGCUAUGCAGGAGUAUGUUGCUACAGUGAAAAAACUGGAUCCCAGUUGGAAUCCACAGGUGACAGAGAAGAGGGGAAAAGAAAACAAAACUGCAUUUGGAGGCCCAGUUGUCAGCUCUUUAUAUCAAGAAGAAACAAUCAGGGAAGAGGACAAGAACAUUUUUGAUUACUGCAGAGAAAACAACAUUGACUACGUUACCAAAGCCAUUCGAUCAAAAAAAGUGGACGUGAAUGUCACAGAUGAGGAGGGCCGGGCUCUGCUUCACUGGGCGUGUGACAGAGGACACAAGGAGCUGGUUUCAGUUUUGUUACAACAUGCUGCUGAUGUUAACAGCCAGGAUGGGGAAGGCCAGACUGCCCUCCAUUAUGCUGCCGCCUGCGAGUUUUUGGACAUCGUGGAGCUGUUGCUGAAGUCGGGAGCUGACCCCAGGCUGCGGGACCAGGAGGGCUGCCUGCCGGAGGAGGUGACAGACUGUAAAGCCAUCACUUCAGCUCUGCAGCAGCACACGGCUGGCCAGGCCUAGCAGAGACACCUCCACAGUUUAACACCCUUCUCUUCCCCGGCUGCCCUCCAAAAGGGUUUGAAGGGCAGCUUUUAGAACACACAGGGGCUGGGUGGGCUCUCCAGCACCAAGGGGCUGGCUGGCCAAGCACGUGUCCAGGGCAGGAUGGGAUCAGGGUUGUGCAUGCUGUGACAUUUAUCAGUUUGUUUGGGUUUUGUGGGGGUUUUUUUAGGGGUAGGGGGGUGGCCAGGGAGGGGAGAGACAGUCUGGAGAGGCCCCAAGUAUUGUUGUAAUGUAUUAAACACAAGUAAGUGUGUUGGGUGUCUCUCCUGUAGGAGGGGUGGGCUGCUGGGCCAGGUAUGAUCCUCAUUUCUCCUGUUCAGGUUGAGUUUUGGUUUUCGUUUGUUGUUUUGUUUUGUUUUUUUCUCCUGGGUCCAAACGAAAUAUUAUAAAUAAAAGCACAGUGUGGGGAA
This is a messenger RNA of Apus apus (common swift), 1308 nucleotides long. RefSeq names its product acyl-CoA binding domain containing 6 (gene ACBD6). The transcript is spliced from 8 exons. The coding region runs from base 44 to 856 and encodes 270 amino acids. Lineage: Eukaryota; Metazoa; Chordata; Aves; Apodiformes; Apodidae. The record is from RefSeq and is a predicted model, not a curated record. Gene Ontology annotation, molecular function: fatty-acyl-CoA binding; protein binding.